GGUUGCCAUGGCAACAGGACCCUAACGUAACGUCCGUUCAUUUAAAAACCCUUCAGGUGCUGCUGUCGUCCCGUUAAGGGAACCGACGUUAUCUGCUAACUUAAAGAAAUUAUCGUUAUUCGCAUUAAAACGUAGGUGGCUGAGUAAAAACAAGUAAGGGUUUCUUUUAUAAAAAGAAGAUGGAGUUUGAGACGACUGAGACCGCACGCUCGACACCGAGUCGCCAUGAGAAAAGUUUGGGGCUCCUCACCAUUAAGUUUGUCAGCCUGCUCCAAGAAGCCAAGGACGGGGUUCUUGAUUUGAAAGUGGCUGCAGACAGCUUGGCAGUGAAGCAGAAGAGGAGGAUAUAUGAUAUCACCAAUGUACUGGAAGGGGUGGGGCUAAUUGAGAAGAAAAACAAGAAUGUAAUCCAGUGGAGGGGCGAGAACAUAGCCAGCCAAACUGAGGAGGUUUUGGAGCAGGUAAACGUCUUAAAGGCCCAAAUUGCUGAGCUGGAAGCCCAAGAGAAAGAGCUGGACAACCAGAAGGCCUGGCUGGAGGAGAACAUCAAGCACUUGAACCAUGAUCCCGUUCUCAACACAUAUAAAUUUGUGACGCAUGAAGACAUCUGCAGCGCUUUUAGUGGAGAAACCCUUCUUGCUGUCGUGGCUCCUGCUGGGACUCAGCUGGAGGUGCCACUGCCAGAAAUGGGUCAGAGUGGUCAAAAGAAGUACCAGGUGAACCUGCGCAGCCACUCUGCUCCCAUUCAGGUCGUGCUCAUCAACAGAGAUUCAGAUUCCAGAGUGCCUGUGGUCUUCUCUGUACCCCCCACCGAUGACAUCUGUCAGAUGCCAACUCCACCCAGCACCCCUGCGAGCCUGCAGAGAUUCCCUCUUUCAGUUUCCACUUCCAACACCAACACCACCUCCUGCUGCAGCCAGGAGUCUCUCUGCUCAGACCACCAGAUGGUGCUGCCAGAACAUGAUGAUGUGCUGACUCCGUCGGCCACCCCUCCUGACGUGCAGAUGGUCUGUCACGGUCGACCAGUGAUGGGGUUGGAGCAGCAGGAGAUGGACCUGGUGGACCAGGAGUUCCAGUCUGUUCUGGACGUGAGCAGCCUACUGAAGCUCAGUGCCACUGAAGACCACAUGAAGGAUAACCAAGAGGGAGCUGUUGACCUGAUUGAUGAACUCAUGUCCACUGAUGGUAUAGACUACAGCUUCAACCUGGAUGACAACGAGGGAGUGUGUGACCUGUUUGAUGUGCAGAUCCUGAAUUACUAAUGGCUGACGGUGACUCUGAUGCACACUCUUACAAUCUUGAGAAGCACUUUCUGCCACUUAAAAACUGUAAAGAUUUGUCCUAUUUUGUUAAAAUUUCACAGAUGAUACUUUGAUAUACCACUGUCAUCUUACAAAAGCAAAAAACAAAGACUUCACAGAUGUGCACCUCACAGCUUAACGUAUCCAGACUCUGUCCAGCAAAAAAAGUGCCUGAUUUAAUGAACCAUAAGGUAUUUAUAAAGCCAUGAGCCACGAGGUCUCAAGUAAGCAGACAAAUCCUUCACAUUCCUCACAUUCCUGCUGCACUUUUGUGUCUCUGUAUUUUUCCACAUCCAGCGGAAAGCUUGAGUUGUUGAUAACGGCUUUCCUUUGCACAGCUCAUCCACUUUUGGGACUGUAACAGUGUUGUAGAUAAGUUGAACUUUGCAAUAGCAUUUCAGUAUUUGCUUCUUUGAUGAUCCAGUUCA
Messenger RNA from Oreochromis niloticus (Nile tilapia), 1729 nucleotides. It is a transcript of the gene e2f5, whose product is annotated as E2F transcription factor 5. The coding region runs from base 180 to 1262 and encodes 360 amino acids. The record is from RefSeq and is a predicted model, not a curated record. The transcript has 8 exons. Gene Ontology annotation, molecular function: RNA polymerase II cis-regulatory region sequence-specific DNA binding; DNA-binding transcription factor activity, RNA polymerase II-specific; protein dimerization activity. Gene Ontology annotation, biological process: regulation of transcription by RNA polymerase II. Lineage: Eukaryota; Metazoa; Chordata; Actinopteri; Cichliformes; Cichlidae. Gene Ontology annotation, cellular component: RNA polymerase II transcription regulator complex.